This is a messenger RNA of Acanthisitta chloris (rifleman), 915 nucleotides long. RefSeq names its product COMM domain containing 8 (gene COMMD8). The record is from RefSeq and is a predicted model, not a curated record. NCBI's taxonomy places the organism in Eukaryota, Metazoa, Chordata, Aves, Passeriformes, Acanthisittidae.
UUCCUUCAUAAAACGAUUGAUGGCAUCUGUGGCCGUGCGUAUCCUCGAUACCAGGACUAUGGCAAUGUGUGGAGCUUGUCGGAGUGGAUGGAGGUUUUAGAAGAAACAGUGACCUAUUUCAAAACUGCAGUUGGCAAAAACAUAUCUGAUGAAGAGGCUGCUCAGCAGAUAAUUGAGUUAAAUUCAGACUGUCAAGAAGCAAUCACAAAAUGCCUUUUUUUUUUUGCCCUAGUGGAAAAAGUAAAUGCAAUCUCUUCUGCUCAGCUGCAGGAUUUUGACUGGCAGUUAAAGCUUGCUCUCUCCAGUGAUAAGAUCUCCAUGCUGCAAAUGCCACUCCUCAAUCUUGAUUUGGAUGUGAGAGAAAAUGGUGAAAUUAAGCCGAUUUCUAUAGAGAUGAAUAAGGAAGAGCUGCAGAACCUAAUAAAUGCACUGGAAGCUGCUAAUAAGGUUGUCUUACAACUGAAAUGAUGGAAAUUCAGAUCAUCAACAGUAUCUGCUGGUGAUGGCUCCUCAGUUGAACUGAGGCAAAAAAAAGUAUUUUCUGCAAAGCAAAAUGUCUUUGGUGCUGUCAAACACUGAAGUGAGAAGACAAUUGCGACUUGUGACCAAAUAAACUACUAAUGCUUCAACAGAAUAAUAAAGUCUUGUAUCUGACCAAAAGAAAUGCAAAUCCAAUGUACAAUUGCUUUUAAUACUAAAGAUUUAUAGACCUUUGGAAAAAUAUCAGGACAUGUGCCAUGUUUGUUUUGGUUAAACUUGGCAGUGACUGUACAGGUGCCUAGUAAAACUAAGGUGUCUUACUUGCAUAAUAUGUUAUCCUUGUCUAAAGUACCAUGAUAAUAAAGACCAUGAGAGAGUAUUUGUAGCAUUAAUGUAUUUAUACUUGUAAAUAUGGUAAAUAAACACUUGACUUUG